Polypterus senegalus (gray bichir) is the source of this 1987-nucleotide messenger RNA. Its product is annotated as Fc receptor-like protein 5. Bases 98 to 1750 code for a protein of 550 amino acids. Gene Ontology annotation, biological process: cell surface receptor signaling pathway. Gene Ontology annotation, molecular function: transmembrane signaling receptor activity. The record is from RefSeq and is a predicted model, not a curated record. NCBI's taxonomy places the organism in Eukaryota, Metazoa, Chordata, Cladistia, Polypteriformes, Polypteridae. The transcript has 8 exons.
CAGGAACCUGCAGCUGAAGCAAGUGUGUUAUUUAUCUUGGUGUUUUUAUUUUAUUUUUGUGUGCUGGUUUUCAGUUUGUUUUUCAAAAAGUAAAAGGAUGCUUAUGAGUGAACUUCACUGGAUUGUUUGGCUGGUGGCAGUGGCUUCCUGUGAAUAUGGAGAAAAACUGAAGGUGAUACUAAAGAUCAGAAAUCAGAAGGGAGCAGUUGACAUUGGUGACCCAGUGACUCUGGAUUGCAGCAUUGGCAGUGACUUACCUGGUUGGAGAUAUCGCUGGUACCAAUGGAGUCAGAUAGGAUGGCGGAAUGUUACUAAUGAGAUCUCUGGGGACACUUACACAAUCCAGUCUAUGUCUCAGUACAACAGUGGAGAGUACUGGUGUUGUGCUGCCAGAGAUGAUCAUCCUCAUUACGCAGAGUUCAGCAAUGCUGUGACGCUGACUCUUCAAGAGAAACCAAAGGCAACACUGGAAAUGAAGAAUCAGAGGAUACCUGUGUCUGCCGGAGACACGGUGACCCUGGACUGCAGCAUUGAGGGUGGCUUUACUGGCUGGAGGUACAUCUGGUACAAACUGAACUGGACAGGAGGGAGUGAUUUACUUAAUGACACCACUGGAGAGACUUACACGCUCCAGUCUGUGACUCAGUCUGAUACUGGAGUGUACUGGUGUUGUGGGUACAGAGAUGGACUUCCUCAAUCAUCAGAGGACAGCAAUGUUGUUAUACUGCAUGUUCAAGAGAAGCUAAAUGUGACUCUAAAGAUGAGGCAUCCGAAAGAAUCAGUUCACAUCGGUGACAAAGUGACUCUGGAGUGCAGCAUUGAGGGUAACAUAACUGGUGUGAGAUAUCGCUGGUACAAAUGGAGCUGGUCAAGCUGGUUGAAUGAGAUCAAUAAUAACACUGGGGACACUUUCACAAUCAAAUUUGUCACAUCAUCUGAUGGUGGAGAGUACUGGUGUUAUGCAAUCAGAGCUGAUCAUCCUCACUUCGCAGAGUUCAGCAAUGCCAUGACACUGACUGUUCAAGGGAAACCAAAGGCAACACUGAAACUGAGGAAUCAGAAAAAAUCUGUGUCCAUCAGAGACAACGUGACCCUGGACUGCAGUAUUCAGGGCGGCUUUACUGGCUGGAGAUACACCUGGUACAAACUGAACUGGGCGGGAAGUAGGAAUAUAGUAAAAGACAUCACUGGAGACACUUACACGGUCCAGUCUGUGACUCAGUCUGAUUCUGGAAUGUACUGGUGUAAUGGCCACAGAAAUGAUCCUCUUCAAUACUCGGAGCAUAGUAAUAUCGUUCCACUUAUUGUUCGAGGGAAACAAAAUGUGAUGCUGAAGAUGAAAAAUCAGAAGGAAACAGUUUACACUGGUGACAACUUGACUUUGGAGUGCAGCACUGAGGGUGACUUAUCUGACUGGCGAUAUCGCUGGUACCGGUGGAACCAGGCAGGCUUGUGGAAUGAGCUCAAGAACAUCAGUGGAGAUGUCUACAUGGUCCAGUCUGUGACUGUGUCCGACAGUGGAAAGUACUGGUGUUAUGCUUUCCGAGAUGAUCCUCCUGAGUACUCAGAGUUCAGCAAUGCUGUGACACUGACCGUAAAAGUGGAUUUUUCAACAGGAAAUGUCAUUCGACUUGGAUUUUCGUGUCUGGUGGUAACUGUGCUGCUGGUCCUCGUGAGUGAGUGCUUCUGGAUCAGAGUUCUUUCCGCCUGUACAUCCAAUGAGGUUGAUAAGAUAUGUAACUUUGAAUAAAACUGAAGCGCCUUGUAUUUGCAGAUAUGACUUAUCUGUGGGAGUGUCCGACAUAACACAAAGGAACUUUAAUCUUUUAUUAUUUUUCCUUCUACAAAGAUUAUCAAUUUGCUAACGUAAUGGAGGAAAUCAUGAAGACAUGUGCCACAAUCCAGAAUCUCUGCCACUUUAAUGGACAUUUUACAAAUUCGCCAGGUUGUUAUUUUCUGAUGAGUAAAAAAUAAAUUGAAACAAUAA